AUGCUAGCUGCUCGAUUUCUUCGAAUACCCGGAAGAUUAAUUAAUAAUGCUAAUUUUCGUAGGAUCCAUUUAUGUAGAGCCGCCUACCUUCCCAUCAUUCAGUUCAAACUUUCCGAUAUCGGUGAAGGAAUAGCGGAAGUGCAAAUAAAAGAAUGGCAUGUGAAGGUCGGUGAUACAGUUUCGCAGUUUGACAACUUAUGUGAGGUUCAAAGUGAUAAAGCAGCCGUCACUAUUACAAGUCGUUAUGAUGGUGUAAUCAAGAAGUUACAUUUUAAUGUAGAUGAUGUAGCUCGAGUGGGUCAACCUCUAGUCGAAAUUGAAGUUGCAGAGGGAGUAACUGAAGAAGAAGCCGCGAAAGAAACUGCAGCAGACGUGAUGAAGUCUGAGCCGGCUAAGACACCGCCAACUCCUCAAACGUCCGUGGAACCAGCCAAGAUACCGCCAACUCCUUCAGCAACUGUUGAGGCGCAGCAAGUCACAGCCGGGAAAGUUCUAGCGACGCCAGCUGUUCGCAGAGUUGCAGUAGAAAACAAGGUAGAUCUGAGGAAUGUAAAAGGCACAGGCAAAGAUGGUCGUGUGUUGAAAGAAGACGUCUUGAAGUUCCUCGGCCAAGUCACAGAAGAUUAUUUCCCGGGCAGCACGAACAUACGGUCAUCACCAGCGUUUGACGCUCGCCCAGCACUGAAAGAGUAUGCACCACUAAAAGAAGACCGCACUGUGCCUAUUCGUGGUUACACACGCGCAAUGAUCAAAACGAUGACGGAUGCACUGAAAAUACCGCAUUUUGGAUAUGAUGACGAGGUUUGCGCGGAUAGGCUUAUUUCUAUUCGGAACGAACUCAAAGAAAUGGCAUCCGAACGAGGAGUCAAACUAAGUUAUAUGCCUUUCUUUAUCAAGGCUGCUUCACUGGCACUUCUCGAGUUCCCAUCGCUGAACGCAUUCGUUGAUGAAAAACUAGAAAAUGUCAUCCACAAGGCAUCCCAUAACAUCUGCCUUGCUAUGGAUACCCCAGGUGGUCUCGUUGUUCCUAAUAUAAAGAACUGCGAGCAGAGGUCUAUCUUCGAAAUCGCUACAGAACUCCAAAGACUCCAGGAAGAUGGAAAACGCGAAAAAAUUUCACGUGAGGAUCUUCUUGGUGGGACUUUCACUAUCAGCAAUAUCGGAACGAUCGGUGGGACUUACGUUAGCCCUGUUAUUUUCCCUCCCCAAGUUGCUAUUGGUGCUUUAGGCAAAAUCGAAAAGCUCCCUCGAUAUGAUAAGCACGAUAAUCUUGUACCUACGAACAUAUUCAAAGUUUCAUGGGCUGCGGACCACCGCGUGGUUGAUGGUGCUACCAUGGCACGUUUCAGUAACAGGUGGAAAUUCUACUUGGAACACCCUUCUGCAAUGCUCGUUCAGAUGAAAUAA
This is a messenger RNA of Necator americanus (New World hookworm), 1407 nucleotides long. RefSeq lists its product as uncharacterized. Gene Ontology annotation, cellular component: mitochondrion; cytoplasm. Gene Ontology annotation, molecular function: lipoic acid binding; acetyltransferase activity. Lineage: Eukaryota; Metazoa; Nematoda; Chromadorea; Rhabditida; Ancylostomatidae. The record is from RefSeq and is a predicted model, not a curated record. Bases 1 to 1407 code for a protein of 468 amino acids. The transcript is spliced from 15 exons.